This is a messenger RNA of Boeremia exigua, 3291 nucleotides long. RefSeq lists its product as uncharacterized. Lineage: Eukaryota; Fungi; Ascomycota; Dothideomycetes; Pleosporales; Didymellaceae. Gene Ontology annotation, molecular function: metal ion binding. The transcript has a single exon. The record is from RefSeq and is a predicted model, not a curated record. Bases 16 to 3291 code for a protein of 1091 amino acids.
GUGCCAACGCAACUAAUGGCCGGCCUCUAUCAAACGCAAGACACUAUAUCCUCGUCGUUGAGGCCUAACCAUCACCCCGGGUCUAACUCUAGAGAAAUGACGCAGCUAUUGCAUCGGCUCAAGAAUUACAGGGUUCACAUGGAAGAGGCACGCAAGCAGCGCUCUACGAUCGAUGAAAUAUUGCACGAGGGCUAUACCACGACAUUACCUUCAGCAAACUCGAGCACCAUGCCAUCACAUCGAGACCAGGCAUCACAUGAUGCAGUGCCACUUGGUGAAACACCUGAGAUUACUGCUUUCGAAACGGUAAGUCAAACCAAUGACGGAGUUUCAAGACCUCAGGGAACAGAUUAUCUCAUUUCGAGUAUACUCCGUUCGUCAGAGCAGGAGAGCUUUGACUCUUUAAAUCAAGGGGCAGAUGAUCUCACCAGCUCUAUCCGGAGUCGCACCAUUCAUUCUCACCCUCAGACAUGCAAUGAUCCACCGACAAUUAGAAAUCAGCAUGAACAGCAGCAUGAACAGAACUGUAUCCUCACCGAGCCGUAUGGUGAUGGCAACUUCGGCUCUUCGAAACGUCUGGAUCUUGCAUCAUCGGAUGAUCUAGUACCAGACUAUGAAGAAAGAGAGUUUGGUGAUGAUGGAAUCUUUGAGUCUGCGACCAUACUGUCCCAAGAAGAUGAAGCAGAAGCUGUCAAUCAACUGCUUAGCGGUAUCCGUAAUCAAUAUCUAGGUGCAGAUGCACCGGUUCGUCCGCAUACAAUGACUCCCUACGAGCACAAUGAUGUAGGCGUCGGCGAUGCUACUUCUGUCUCCUCUUUCGAAGAUUUGAGGUCACCUGUAACCCUAAAUGGAGGAACGAGUAAAUCAGAGAGCUUCCCUUCAACUAAGAACCAAGGGGAUAUUUUGGAUAGCCCAUGUUCUACUUGGGCUCAAGGUACAAAAUACGAGAUCGAUCCAUUUGAAUUCAAGCUGCUUGGCCGAGAACAUCUUCCUGAUUCAAAGGCAGACUUGGAAGAUUCGGUAUCAGACUUAAAAAACUCAACAUCACACGUGGACGGUUCGAUACCAGACCUGAUAAUCUCAACAACAGACCCGGAAGAACCAUCAGAUAAACCACUUAAGUUACCAACAGAGUUGCAUCUAGCGGCUGCUUCACAACUUGCUCCGACUGAGUGCAUGCGCUUGUUGAAUGAAUUUUUGCAGCAGAACGCUGACAGGCUCGACGUAUUUCGCGCACGACUGCAACCAUACAGGACUAGGGAUACGUCUAGUGAUGACCUGAAAAUCAUUGAGACCAUCUUCAGCUAUGCCUGGGAUAGUCAGCGCGAGCUUGACUUUCUCACACGUGCUGUUCUGUGGAUCGAUGCACUAUUAUCGCCAUUUCGAGCCGACAUUCUUUUCGAGGACUUAUAUGUACUGAAAUCACGCCUGCAAGAUGCCGUUGGCGAGCUAGAAUCAAACGGUAAGGCAGUUGUCACAGAACGGCUCUUCAAUCGCAUAGCAAAUAUCCAGGGCUCAAACCUCACACGCAAAUUUCUUCUGGAACAUACAAACAUCAAUGUAGCUAGAUUUGAAGAUCUACUUCAGUCUGCUGAAAUCAUCAAAUAUCGGCGCGAUCUUGGCAGGGAGUAUGGCAAAAAAGAUGACCUGGUCGAUGGCUUGCGACGAAUCUACAGCACGGUUGUUUGCACCAUUCCAGUAGCCAUGCCAGAAGUCGACCGAAUUCAUCAACCACAACCACCCGGGAGUAUACAGUACUCAUUCGGUCCAUUUGACCCAUACGAGUUACCCGGUCGCCCAGAACUUUUUGACCACAACUCAAUAACCGCGGUAAGCACAAGUACUCAAGGCUACACUGGUAUACAACUCAGCGAGAAACAAAGUCCUUUGAGCACUGAACACUGGCGCAAUAUGCACGAAGAGAUGAAUCAGGUCGUCACAGCACAGAAAGAAGAUGAGGUUGGACAAGCAAAGCUCAAGAGAAACCCGACCUGCAUGAAUAGGGACUUCAACGCAUUUUACGGUGCGAUAUAUGGGCGUGGUAUGGCUAACUACGCUGAUGCCGCCACACGGAUUCUUGACGAGGAGAUCGACGAGAGACUCUCAGCCGAGCAAGAAGAGCAUGCGGCCGAUAGAACACGUAAUUUGAGCGAUUGCACAGAUUCAAGCGAUUCAAGUGUUCAGAUAGUACUUGGAAAUCAGAUCAAUGAAACGCCGGUCAUCAAGAGUCGUUUAUGUCUCAAAGUCAACAAAGCCGGUGGAUGUCCAGAUCGGAGCAGAUGCGGCGCUGAGUCCCACGAUCAUGAGAGAAAGCUCUGCCGUCAGGGAGACAGGUGUACCUUUGGGGAGAGGUGUGCCUUUGUCCAUGACUCGUAUUCGAAUACGACUCGAGGCCGGUCUCCUAUAUCACCCGUCAGUAGUGUAAAGUCUUAUUCAGACGCUAGAACACGAGACUUGAGCGUGAUGCUAGAUCAGGUUUUGGCGGAUCCGAAGAAAUACAAAGUCUGCACCUACGUCAACAAGGCUCGGGGAUGCAAGACUGAAAAUGAUGGUGGAUUAUGCGCUUUCAAUCAUACAUUGAAAGGCCUAGUGUGCAGAGAGUAUCGAAGCGGGAACUGUCCGCUGGGAUACCUUGAAUGCCCGUUGCGGCAUUUCGACAAUACUGCCUCUACGCCUACCCUGCCAGUACAUAUCGGUGACCGCAUGGGUUUUGACCAUUCUGAGGUUUACGUGUCACCGCGUUCUUCGACCUCAGCCUUCCAGCAGACCUCCCAUGGGAACUAUCCCAUGGCCACUAGUCAGCGAUCUCAAGUAGCAACAGGCAGACCUGCACACACAGCCUCAACACCACUCAUCUCAACAUGCUCCCAACACCAGCCUCUCAAGACCCGCGGCUUGCCACUGAACAUCCCAACAGGGCCAAGAGCCAAGCAUGCGCAAUCCAUCACCAAGCGUCCUCCCUCUUACACUAGCAACAACGACCAUUACGACAACAAACGCAAGCGCGUUAAUAACCAACGGCCAGCUUCCGCCCCUCCGCGUUCGCUGGCGUCACGUAUGACUCGCGACGCGCCCAUGGAGAUCCAGCACGAAUCUAAGAACCAGUUUGCUCAGGAUUAUGUAGAUGAGCAUGAUGAAAUGGAUGUAGACGGAGUGGUAGAUUCGGCACAUGAGCGGAGUCGUCGUCACAAAAAGAUGAAGAUGGGACGAGGGACUAGACGAGAGGGGAUAACAGUGGGGGCCGGCAGGGUAGAAGGUAGUCUGGUUUCAGCGAAGAUUGGUAAUAUGUGA